AUGUCAGAAGCCAGCAGGAAUUCCGACGAGGAGCUCCUUGAUGGGGAGAUCGAUGAAGAUGCCAUCUUGGCCAACCUGUCCCCUGAAGAGCUGAAAGAACUGCAGUCGGAAAUGGAGGUCAUGGCCCCGGACCCCCACCUGCCCGCGGGAGUGAUUCAGAAAGACCAGACGGACAAGCCCCCGACGGGAAGCUUCGACCAUAAAUCACUUGUUGAUUACAUGUAUUGGCAGAAGGCAUCCAGGCGCAUGCUGGAAGAGGAGCGCGUUCCUGUCACCUUCGUGCAGUCAGAGGAAAACACUCAAGAACCACAUGAAGAAAUAAGCAAAAAUAAUAAAAAUCUGUCCCAAAUUUUAAAGGAAAAGCUCAAUAGUGAAAUAGUAGCAAAUAAGAGAGACUCAAAAGGCAGUAGUAACGUCCAGGAGACAGAUAAUGAUGAUGAGGAAGAGGAAGAUGAUGCAGGUGAUGACAGCAAUGAAGGAGAUGGUGGUGCAGAGAGUGAUGAAAAUACACAAAGAGAAGAUGAAAGCAAAGUAAAGGCGCCAAGCGAAAAUUGUCAACCAGUAGCCUCUACCACAUCGGAAGAUCAGAGGAACGGACCGGAGCCCCAGGAGAAGAGUGAGAAAAAAAUAUCCAAACUGGACCCUAAGAAGCUAACUCUAGACACCAGCUUUUUGAAGGUAAGCGCAAGACCUUCAGGAAACCAGACAGACCUGGAUGGGAGCUUGCGGCGAGUUAGGCAAAACGAUCCUGACAUGAAGGAGCUCAACCUGAACAACAUUGAGAACAUCCCCAAAGAAAUGUUACUGGACUUUGUCAAUGCAAUGAAGAAAAACAAGCACAUCAAAACCUUCAGUUUAGCCAACGUGGGAGCAGACGAGAACGUAGCGUUUGCCUUGGCUAACAUGUUGCGGGAAAACAGGAGCAUCACCACUCUGAACAUCGAGUCCAACUUCAUCACAGGGAAGGGCAUCGUGGCCAUCAUGAGGUGUCUCCAGUUUAAUGAGACGCUGACCGAGCUUCGGUUUCACAAUCAGAGGCACAUGCUGGGCCACCACGCAGAGAUGGAGAUAUCCAGGCUUUUGAAGGCCAACAACACUCUCCUGAAGAUGGGCUACCAUUUUGAGCUCCCAGGUCCCAGGAUGGUGGUCACGAAUCUGCUCACCAGGAAUCAGGAUAAGCAAAGGCAAAAGAGACAAGAAGAGCAAAAACAGCAGCAGCUCAAGGAGCAGAGGAAGUUGAUCGCCAUGUUGGAGAAUGGGUUGGGGCUGCCCCCUGGGAUGUGGGAGAUGUUGGGAGGACCAAUGCCAGACCCCAGAAUGCAGGAGUUCCUCCAGCCUCCUUCUCAGCCUCCCAACGCCCAAGCAGUCCCAUUCAGCCGGAGGAAUGAAACCAUGAAAAAGCCAUCACCGCCUCCACAGUACAAGACAGACCCUGACUCCUUCCGGGUGGUCAAGCUAAAGAGAAUCCAGCGCAAGUCUCGGAUGCCAGAAGCCCGAGAAGCUCCUGAGAAAACCAACCUCAAAGAUGUGAUCAAAACACUCAAACCAGUGCCACGAAACAGGCCUCCCCCGCUCGUGGAAAUCACUCCCAGAGAUCAGCUCUUGAACGACAUUCGCCACAGCAACAUCGCCUAUCUUAAACCUGUGCAGCUACCUAAGGAACUGGCAUAA
Messenger RNA from Lepus europaeus (European hare), 1671 nucleotides. It is a transcript of the gene LMOD3, whose product is annotated as leiomodin 3. Lineage: Eukaryota; Metazoa; Chordata; Mammalia; Lagomorpha; Leporidae. Gene Ontology annotation, molecular function: tropomyosin binding; actin binding. The transcript has 3 exons. Gene Ontology annotation, biological process: pointed-end actin filament capping; muscle contraction; myofibril assembly. Bases 1 to 1671 code for a protein of 556 amino acids. Gene Ontology annotation, cellular component: striated muscle thin filament; myofibril. The record is from RefSeq and is a predicted model, not a curated record.